This is a messenger RNA of Neospora caninum, 1086 nucleotides long. RefSeq lists its product as hypothetical. Bases 1 to 1086 code for a protein of 361 amino acids. The record is from RefSeq and is a predicted model, not a curated record. The transcript is spliced from 2 exons. Lineage: Eukaryota; Apicomplexa; Conoidasida; Eucoccidiorida; Sarcocystidae.
AUGAAGCGGCUGCCGGAGCUGCGGUUGCCUGCGCGGACUGCCUCGCAGUUGCCCUCGGGACAGCCGCAACAGUUUCUCUCGGUAUCCUCCAGGCGGGUGCUGUGCUUCUGGAUGUUUGUUGGCGCGCUAUCAUCAAGUCUUGCUGUGACAAUGGGGUUCCGAAUCGGCAGCCCCGGUACUACGUCCCCAGCAAUCGCGUGCAGUAUGUACACGAGGAGCCGAUGCGGGUGUACUUCCCCCGGGCUCCUAGCGGAUACUACAGCGGCUCAACGAACACCUUCUUUCCCAGAGAGCCGUAUCUCUGAGUUUCUUCCCCAUGCGCUGAGAUUCUCAGGGGCGGUCACUGCCUGCCAGGACGGGUGGUGGCACGUGGCUUCGACUCACCGGCCCUGUAGUCGGCGGGAAGUGCAGCAACACGAGAGACAGGUGAUUCCGGACCUGGACAGUCGAAUUCAACGGGUGCCCAAGACACCACAUGAAGACGUAAAUGGAAUAAAGGCAAGAUCCUGCCACCGAAAUGCACAGCGAUGUGGCCCUACUGACAAACAGCUUCGGCAUCUGGCAAAGCGACUGGCUCUAUCGUGCUUUCCGUCAGCUGCUGUGAGCUCUCCUUCAACCGAGGCGAGCACGGUCAAGUUUUUCGGUGAAUCGGGGAUAUCUCGGGCAAUUGCCUGGCACCGCUUGCGCUCCUUGUUUCGGAGCUGGUAUUUUUUGCUUGAUGGUCCGCCCAAUGCCCACCUACUAGGCCGCCGUAUGUCUGAAGGCACCACAGAGGCCGGAACUGAAGAUCAUGCAGGCUCUGAUAAGCUAAAUGAGAAGCCGCGUGCGCAAACUGUAUCUGUAGAAUAUCCUCCUAUAAUCGACCUUCCCGAUAGAACGGCGUUUUUGUUGCCUUUAGAUGCUCUCCGAAGUGACUCUCCUAGGCUCGUUUUCAGGUCAGAGAGUGUGCACAGUGGGAAGACACACGAUACACUGGAGAGCCACCACAUGAAAGCUGAUGCACCGAGUUUUGAAGGACGCUUCUAUCGUCUGGGACGCUUCUCCGCUCUUGCGCAGCUGAACGAGAGACACCCGGUACCAGGUUGA